Messenger RNA from Alosa alosa (allis shad), 2424 nucleotides. RefSeq names its product chimerin 1 (gene chn1). Bases 498 to 1505 code for a protein of 335 amino acids. The transcript is spliced from 7 exons. Gene Ontology annotation, biological process: signal transduction; positive regulation of GTPase activity. Lineage: Eukaryota; Metazoa; Chordata; Actinopteri; Clupeiformes; Clupeidae. The record is from RefSeq and is a predicted model, not a curated record. Gene Ontology annotation, molecular function: GTPase activator activity.
AUCCACUGGCAGUGUGCUGCUGAGCUUCCAGGGAGAAUAUCAGCUCUGUGCAGGGAGGACAGGAUUACCACGAGCACUCAUCUCGUCUGCAUCUAGAUGCCCACAGCGCGGGCCACUGAAGCACCCAUGACUACCACAGGCUUGUGCUCUUUUCUGGACACACUGCUCAGGACUUGAUAGAGUUUGCUGGCAAUAAUUUUCUUUGCUGCUGGUUUUUGUUUUUCUAAUCUUCCCGUGUUUGGAUUUUUGUGCACAGAGUUCUGAGAACAGAAGUCGCCUUCGGCGGACUUGUUUUGCUUUUAGCGGUGGUUCUUUUUGUCUUUUUCUUUCGUGGCUCGAUCGUGUCCAAAACCUGGAAAAUGCAAGAAAUAUGUCGUCUUACAGGAUAACUCAAUAGAAUAGAGGAAUUUUCUCUCUCUCUCUGUCGCGCCAUCUCAUUUGACAAAGCUCCUACUCUCUCUCGGCCUCAGUAGUGUAGACUAGCACACAGUAUCAAAAUGCCGUCCAGAGAGUCCUACUCGGUACGCAAGGGGGAGAAGUCCCUGGUCCAGAGUAAGUCCAAGCAGGAGAGUAACCAGCAGGACAUCCUGGCCGCUGCUCUGGGCAUGCGGAUGGGACCACAGAAGCCUCCCGCCACCAUCUGGCAACCUCUCAAACUCUUUGCCUAUUCACAGCUCACCUCGCUGGUGCGCCGAGCCACGCUCAAGGAGACGGACCGCGCGCCCAAGUACGAGAAAGUCCACAACUUCAAGGUCCACACGUUCCGAGGACCUCACUGGUGUGAAUACUGUGCCAACUUUAUGUGGGGGCUUAUCGCUCAGGGAGUCAAAUGUGCAGAUUGCGGUUUGAAUGUCCAUAAGCAGUGCUCGAAAAUGGUGCCCAACGACUGCAAGCCUGACCUAAAGCAUGUGAAGAAAGUGUACAGCUGUGACCUGACCACCCUGGUGAAGGCCCACAAUAGCAAGCGGCCCAUGGUGGUGGACAUGUGCAUACGGGAGAUUGAGUCCAGAGGCUUGAAGUCAGAGGGAAUCUACCGGGUGUCUGGAUUCAGUGAUUUGAUAGAAGAUGCCAAGCUGACGUUCGACAGAGAUGGUGAGAAGGCGGACAUCUCUGUGAAUGUUUAUGAAGAUAUCAACAUCAUCACCGGGGCGCUUAAGCUGUACUUCAGGGACUUGCCCAUCCCCGUCAUCACGUACGACGCCUAUCCCAAGUUCAUCGAGGCCGCAAAGUUUACGGACCUUGACGAGCGUCUGGAGGCACUGCACGAGGCUCUGAAGCUGCUGCCGCCGGCACACCACGAGACGCUGCGCUAUCUCAUGGCCCACCUCAAAAGGGUGACCCAAAAUGAGAAGGACAACUUGAUGAACGCAGAAAACCUCGGCAUCGUCUUUGGGCCGACCCUCAUGCGAGCGCCCGACCUGGAUGCCAUGACGGCCCUCAACGACAUCCGCUACCAACGCCAGGUGGUGGAGACCCUCAUCAAGAACGAGGACAUCCUGUUUUAAAUUCACAGCCGCGCCCUGCCUCCAAACCUCCAACAUGAAGGAAUCAAAGAAACGCUUUUGAUACAGGACAGAUUGACUCUGUCUGGUAUUUUGAUUUUCUUUCUUUGGUGCAAAGACUUGAACCUUUUGAAGGACCCUAUGUCAUUCUAGUCUCAGUGGCUCCGCGCUCAGUGGAUGCAGUACUAACACUCAGCCUCACUUUCAUUCUUUUCUCUCUGUUUCAUGGCUGUGGAUUAUGGACCUUAAUCUUGCAUGUCUUCCUCCCCAUUUUUGUCGGGGGUUUGUUGAGAAACGCAGACUUUGCAGAGCAGAUUUUGCAGAGUGUCUUUAUUUUGGAUAGCUUCGUAGCCGUAACCCCAGCAUGUGUUCUCUCUCUCCUUUUUUUAAAAUUGUGAAGUUCAAAAGCAUUGUGACUGUGCUUUUAUUUAAUUUUUUUAUUUUGUCCUGUGGAUGUACAGUAGCUCCCGGUUGACCGAAAGGGCAAAUUGUUUUUGUGAAACAUUGUCUACAGUACCUGGAUGUAAUAGAUAAGGUUUAAUCAAUCACUCAUCAAUUUCUCUCCAAUCAAUUUCUCUUGAUAACCACUUCUCUCUGCCUCUUAGGUUUUUAUAUGCAGUAUCAUGUCAGGUGGAUUUCAGAGCCUCCUAUUUAAACAGACAACAAUCAACGUUUUUACUGUUAAUAUUUCAUUUGUGCUUGACUCACUCACCUCAAAUUCUAUUGCACUCCACCUCCAACCUUAUUUGUACAGCUCCUGAUUUCAUUGUAAUGCUUUUGUUUGAUUUGUAUUAGAUUUUGCGCAUGGAAACGUUAAUUUAUUAAACUUUACUUUACUAGAAAUCUGUGUACAGAGCCAACUAAUUGAUUUGGUUGCACACAAUAAAGUAAUCCAUGUUUUGAGCCAUUUUUUUAUAUCAAA